This is a messenger RNA of Salvelinus sp. IW2-2015, 1635 nucleotides long. The record is from RefSeq and is a predicted model, not a curated record. NCBI's taxonomy places the organism in Eukaryota, Metazoa, Chordata, Actinopteri, Salmoniformes, Salmonidae.
CAGUUUUGUUCCCCCUGCCCUGUUCCAGAGAGAACGAGAGAGAAGAGAGAGGAGAGAGAGAGAGACCUUUGCUCAGGCUCUCUGACCCAUUCGCAGCCAUGGCCGGGUGUUCAGAGAAAGAGCCCAUCGCCUUAGCGAGAUCCGAUGACCUGCAACAGUUUAUGCCACCGGCAUACACUGCUGUGGCCGUUAAACCGGCUGCCACCAGCCGCCUGCUGAAGACCGGGAUUGUGGUUCUUAUCGCCGGGGCAAUUCUGCUGCUGUUCGGGGCUAUCGGAGCGUUUUACUUCUGGAACAACAACGACAACCAUGUCUACAACGUCCACUACAGCAUGAGUAUUAACGGUAAGGUGGAGGAGGGCUCUAUGGAGAUUGAUGGUACAGGUAUAACUGGUGUCCGUUUCGCUGGAGGAGAGAAGUGUUACAUUAAGACCCAGGUCAAAGCUCACCUGCCUGAUGUGAAAACUCUCAACAAAGACUCACUUCUGUUCGACCUGGAGGAUGAGGUGAUGCCUGCUAAAUUUGAGGAACAGUCACGGAUCUGGGUGGCAGCUGACGUGCCCCUCUCUGACCCCGCCUUCCUCAGCUCCAAGAUCCGUGAUUUGUGUGGAGACCUGCCAAUCUUCUGGCUCCGCCCCACCUACACCAACAGUGGGCAGAGGAAGAGGAGGGCGGCCCCUCAUCAGCGUCGCCAGGCACCCGGGGCAGAGGAGGAAGUGAACCCGGAAGCAGAAUUUAACCCCGAGAACCCCUAUCACCGUGGCCUGGAUGGCGAAGAGGGCACCAUGACCUUUGACCCCAUGCUGGACCACCAGGGCGUGUGCUGUACGGAGUGCCGGAGGAGCCACACCCAGUGCCAGAGGAUCUGUGAGCCCCUGGGCGGGUUCCAACCCUGGCCCUACCACUACCGCGGGUGCAGGGUAGCCUGCAGAGUCAUCAUGCCCUGCCGUUGGUGGGUGGGACGCAUCCUGGGCAUCCUCUAAACACCCCUCAACCAGCCCUGGACUGGUAGAGUCCAGAGAGAAGGAGAGGCGGGUAGAGAGAGAAGAGGGUAGGUGGAUUCGGGCGAGGGAAAAAACAAAUCAUUCAAGGAUAUUCAGUUUUCCAUCAUAAGAUAUGCUAUAACACAGACAAUACCAUAUGACAUACAGUACAUGUAUGCUCAUACAAUACUCUUUAGAAAAGAGUACUCUUUCAUACCACAUACCCGUGAUAACAAAAUCAUCCUGUCUGAUCUUGUCACCUUAAACAAAACAUAUCAAAGUAACAUCAGUACAGAUUUUAUAUCAAUUAUAUAUAAUAUGAUCUGUGAUAGUUAUGAUUUGUGGAAACGUGUAUGUAAAGAGCUAACACCUUUCCUUUUAGCUUUCUGGUGUAAAUAAAUGUAAGAAGUAUUCUAUAGGCUGAAAUAUGAGUUGGAGGACUAGACUGUAUGUCAGCUGUGCAUGCCUUUAGGUAUUCAUCAUGCUAGUGAGAAAUGUUGCUGUCCUAACUAUUUCCUAACCGUUUUUUCUCCAGAAGUAGGGCCCACUAACAACAUGUGAUGUUUGCUUUGUAUUUCUCCUCAAAAGUAACUAUUAAAUAACUAUUUCAAAGUGCAAUUUCAAUGAAUAAACCUUUUUUUAAGUAAACAUA